AUGAAGCUGACAUGUCUGAGCAAAGGAGACGGCUUUCAGUAUCCGCCUUGUCAUAUGCUGAAUCUAAGUGGUUUCAGGAUCUUGAUUGACUGCCCUCUAGACCUUUUGGCGAUCACAAUCUUCUCUCCUGUUCCAUCUGAUGUCGGUUCUGAAGCUUCUGAAUUUCCAUCUGAUGUGCCUCAGAAUCCAAUUCAAAAGAGGCAAAAACUGGCGAGACAGAUGACUCCUGAUGAUUUGGUGUGCGCAGAACCGUGGUACAAAACUGUCAAGGCCUUGCAUUUGUGGGAGGUUUCUUUGAUCGAUGUUGUUCUCAUCUCCAGCCCUAUGGGAUUGCUCGGAUUACCAUUCCUCACCCAAAGCCCCAGAUUUUGUGCCAAGGUAUAUAUGACUGAAGCAACAGCAAAGAUUGGACAGUUCAUGAUGGAGGAACUUGUCUCGAUGCACAUGGAAUUCAGACGCUUCCAUGGCCCUGAGGACUCCCGUUUUCCGGGGUGGACAAGGAAUUUAGAUGGUGAACAAGUACCAGCCUUGCUUAAGAACGUUGUCUUCGGCGAGAGUGGUGAUGAUCUGGGCAGUUGGAUGCGUCUGUACAGUUUAGAUGACAUAAAGAGUUGCAUGAAGAAGGUUCAAGCCGUAAAGUUUGCAGAAGAAGUGUGUUAUAAUGGGACGUUGAUCAUUAAGGCCCUAAGUUCAGGUCUAGAUAUUGGGGCUUGCAAUUGGCUGAUCAAUGGACCUAAUGGAAGUCUAAGUUAUGUGUCUGGCUCCGUCUUCGUUUCACAUCAUGUGAAAAAUUUCGAUUUUCAUGGUCUCAAAGGAACCGAUGUGAUGAUUUACUCUGAUUUCGCAUGCCUCCAAAUCGCAGAAACGAUUCCUGUCCAGGAUAAUAGCUAUAUAUCAAGAAUCAGUGACGAGAAUGACGAAAACUUGGCUGCUUCAUUACUAAACAAUGAAGAAAGCUUAGAAGAGGUGGAGAAACUAGCUUUUGUUUGCUCGUGUGCCACAGAAUCUGCUGAUGCUGGUGGCUCAACCUUGAUAACGAUUAGCCGAAUUGGGGUAGUUCUGCAGCUCUUAGAGCUAAUGUCAAAUUCUCUUGAAUCCUCGUCUCUCAAGGUUCCAAUCUUUGUAAUAUCUUCUGUGGCAGAAGAGCUAUUGGCUUACACAAACACCAUACCAGAGUGGCUGUGCGAGAAACGACAGGAGAAGUUGAUUUCAGGAGAACCAUCAUUUGACCAUCAUAAAUUCAUUAAAGACAAGAAGAUCCAUCUGUUUCCUGCCAUCCACUCACCCAACUUAAUAUCGAAUUGGCAGGAACCAUGCAUCGUGUUUGCUCCGCACUGGAGUUUGCGACUUGGCCCUUCUGUCCAACUUCUUCAGCGUUGGCGUGGAGAUCCAAAAUCCUUACUUGUUCUUGAGGACGGGAUAAGUUCAGGUUUAGGACUUCUCCCCUUUAGACCGAUCGCCAUGAAAAUUCUCCAAUGUUCAUUUCUUUCUGGAAUAAGGUUGCAGAAGCUCCCAACACUGGUUUCCGUUUUGCAGCCAAAGAUUGUUUUGGUCCCUGAUGUUGUCAACCAGAGGAUCAGUCUUGCGGCGACGAAGACAACAUCUAUCCUGAAUUACUCUGAGAACAAGACGCUACGUGUGCCAAGAAUUGCGAACUAUGCAGACGUGGAGAUAAUGGCAGAGUUGGCCACCAAAUUGAGCUGGAGAAAACUGAGACAAGGGGAAAACUUUGGAAUUGCAAGAUUGAAAGGUGAGCUUCUGAUGGAAGAUGGGAAACAAAGAAUAGUUUCCGGGUUGGAGCAGGAAGAAAGUUCAGGGAAGAAGAAGGCUCGGCCAUUGAGGCAUUGGGGCUCAGUGGCUCCGGAAACACUUUUAGAGGCGUUAAUGAAAAUGGGUACAACCGGAUCAAUAGAUGGCAGCAAAGGUGAGAAUGGAUCAGAAGACAAGAGUGUAAUCCAUAUAACAAAUCCUAGCAAUGGCCUGAUAGAGACCUCAGAGAUGGGUACUGCUAUAAUUACAGACGAUGAGCAAGUAGCCUCUCAGAUUUUGCAGGCGAUUGAUGGAAUUCUUGAGGGAAUUUAG
Messenger RNA from Thlaspi arvense, 2082 nucleotides. The record is from the annotation of a GenBank genome assembly. Lineage: Eukaryota; Viridiplantae; Streptophyta; Magnoliopsida; Brassicales; Brassicaceae.